Pterocles gutturalis (yellow-throated sandgrouse) is the source of this 952-nucleotide messenger RNA. It is a transcript of the gene ANKRD40, whose product is annotated as ankyrin repeat domain 40. Lineage: Eukaryota; Metazoa; Chordata; Aves; Pterocliformes; Pteroclidae. Gene Ontology annotation, molecular function: protein binding. The record is from RefSeq and is a predicted model, not a curated record. The transcript has 4 exons. The annotation marks the transcript as partial.
GACCUGUUUGCACUGGGCCUGUAAGCGGAACCACGCUGCCGUCGUGUCCUGCCUGCUGGCUGCGGGCGCCGAUAGGCAGAUUCUCACCGCGAACGGAGAGCUGCCUGCAGAGCUAACGUCGAAACCAGACAUCCGGAAGAUUUUGGGAGAGGAAGAAACUGAAUGUCAAGGAGUGAAGGAUUUAAAUUUGCCAGUUGUUGCAAACUACUUGGCAAACCCACCAUUCCCGUAUGCUCACACUGAAGCAAGCAUUCCAGACAGCUUGGCAGAAUCCCAGGAUGAAAGUGCUUCCACCUCUUCUGCUUCCCAGUGUGAAACCAGUCCUUGUUCAUCAGCAACUCAGGUGGAGAGCGUAUGCACACCCACAUCGUGCAACAGUGAAGAUGAUUUUCCUGCACGAGAUGCUGCAGAACAGCUGCCCGCCCCGCCAGCAACUGUCGCAGCACCAAAAUGGAUGGAGCCUGAAGCACAGAACAGCCCCGCUUGCCCGCCGGCCUUGUCUCACAGCAGAGGGCUGUGCUCUCCGGUAGCACCCCAACAGGCUGCACCUCUGCAAACUGACAGUUCGCCUACUGGUCCCGCACCAGCGUUUCAGCCCUUUUUCUUUACUGGAACUUUCCCAUAUAACAUGCAAGAACUUGUGCUUAAGGUGAGAGUCCAGAAUCUCAGAGACAACGACUUCAUUGAAAUUGAACUGGACAGACAAGAACUGACCUAUCAAGAUCUGCUCAGAGUGAGUUGCUGUGAAUUGGGCGUUAAUCCAGAGCAAGUGGAGAAGAUCAGAAAAUUACCUAAUACACUAGUAAGAAAGGACAAGGAUGUUGCCAGACUUCAGGACUUCCAAGAGCUGGAGUUAGUGCUUGUGAAAAGCGACAGCUCUCCUUUCAGAAAUGCUGCAUCAUCGACGGAGAGACCAUGCUACAACAGUAGAGCAUCAAAGCUGACUUACUGA